AUAAAUGUAUAAGUUUCUGUUUGUUUAAUAAAGUGUUUGAGAAGAAGAAGUGGUGCAUUAAAAUCAACGAUUAUUUAUUCAGGGACAGACUGGAAGAAAUUAGGGCCUCCAGUGGAAGCCUUUUAGUUCCAGCAUCAAAUCUUUCUUCAGAGCCAUCCUUGGGCUCCGAAGAAGAAGAAGAAGAACAAGAAGAAGAACAAGAGAAUAAUGGGGAAGAAAGCCAGGAUUUAGAGGACAUAUCUGAAGAUUUAGACUUCUACGAAGCAAUGAAAACGCCAACAAAUAUGAGGAACCAGCGCAGUAAGCUUGCAACCCCUUCUCCCCAACAUACUCCAACACGCCCCAGCAACAACAAGACUAAGUCUGAAACCUCCCUAGUAGAGACGGUGUAUAGUUCUCUAGGAUCUCCAAUAUACAGUGCUAUAGGUAUUCCGACUGAUGGAAGUACUGCAGGUAGAGAUGAUUAUAACGUUCAGCAGGACUUUAUCCAAAUGACACUUGGUCUUGAUUACCAAACUGCCAAAUUAACAGCGGCAGAAUUAGUAAAAUCGUCUAGUUCCAAUGGGGGAACGAAAGAAGAUAAGCGACAGAGCCGGGAUCAUCUUAAGAAACGCCUUCAGGAGUUGGCGUUAACCUCAGAUACAGGGUCUGCCUCAGUUAUAGAAGUUAUAGAACCAGACUCAAGUGAAGAGGAAGAGUUUAAAAAAUCCUUUAGUUGGAGUCCUAUAGGGGAUUUUUCUAUACAUAGUAGAACAGACAAAUCUCUCUUGAGUAACUCUCAGAGUAUAAAAAGCCAGCCAAGAGAACUUAAUGCUAAAUCCCAAGGAGACAGAAUUUUAGCUCAGACGGGAAAGCCAACAACAAGACGUCCUCGAGGUUUGGGAUCUUCUAAGUCUAUUUCACAGACAAGUUAUUCUCAAAAUUUGGAGAGUAACAAUAAUAAAAACUGGUUACAAGACCAACUGAAAGUAGAACAAACUGAAGAUAUGACUGUAAAGUCUGGUCAUUCUGCUGCAAAGUCAAACAUGAGAUUAAAUGGAUCAACUGGGUCUCCAAACCAGUUCUCGGGACCAAAAAACGGGCUUAUGCCGUCACCUGACCUUCUAACGUGUGUCAGAAAGGAAAACGAGGAUUCUGACAGUAGACCAGAAAAUGGAGAAGAAGAAAUAUUUUGUGAUUACGACACCGAACCAUCUCCAGAACUAGAACGUCCUGAUUCCAUUCUUAGUAAUCGGAAGAAAGGAUUUCUGAAAAAACUUGCAAUUUCAAAAUGGGCGGGAAAGAAAAAGAUGCCUAAAAUUGAACAUGAUCAUACAGAGGUCGAUACAAUCCCAAUAAGGGGUAUGGAUAUUUCAUUAAAGAAAUCAAUGGAUGAUUUGGAUUCUCAAGAUGAGCCAAGGAAUUUUGAAUCCGGGGUUUCCAGGCCCGGGAUCCAAGAUUCUGUGACAAGAAUAGAGGUAGGACAAGGAUUUCAGGGCUCAGACACUCUUAUAGUCCCGGCAGAUGAACUUGAUUCACAUGUUACUAAAUCCUUGUCUCCGGGUUCUCGUAAAUCUCUCUACUCCGGCUACAUUCGUCCUGAUUUCAAUAUGGCAAAAUCGGACGAUUCCGGGAUCAUUGCAACCUCCCGUCCCGACUCGUCUAACCUUCCUGUUCGAAAAUCAUUUUCUAGCUCCUCCGAUCAUUCUUCGCAGGGUUCUCCUUCUGAAUCUGAGAAUGUUUUAGCUCCUAAGAAACGAAUUGGGGAGAAUGGACUGGAUGUGUUCAAUGGCGAAGGACCAAGCGUGAGUAGAAUAAGCGAGGUUGGCAAUCAUACCACUAUUGUAAUAUCAGCAGCCGACAAUGUCACUACCAAAAAUAGAGAUGGAGAGCAAAAUAAUAAUUUUCCUGUAAAACCCAGCAAUGCAAGGAGAGGUAUCAAGACUGAAAAAGCCUGGUAUGAUGUCUCAGAUGAAGAAUCAGAUAUGAUAGUUCCUGAUCAUUUAACAAAUAUUAUUUCGGUCAGAGGAUCCAGUGAUGAAGAUCUAUUCUAACAUAUUUGUAUGUGGGUAUUUUAACUUGAGCACAACAAAUAAGCUUAAGCCUCUUUGAAAUAGAGGUGUGCGCGUUCGACUUUUUUUCAAUUUGUUCGUCAACGACAUAUUUCGUAUCUUAGUCGUUCAGUAAAAAUAUGAAUCAUCAUUCGUUUUUUAACUAACGGUUCGAUCAAUAAAAUUGUUCGUUGAGCAAAAACUGAUUUUUCGAUGAAUAAAAUUGCUUGUUAAGCUAAAUUGUUAAUUAUUUAGUUUAUUUAUUUUCAAAAAUGUUUUCAAUAAACAAAUCUUUAAUUGUUUAGGAUGAUAGCAUCCAUCGUUCACAAAAAAAUUCGUUUGUUUCGUAAUAUUUCGCUUGUCAAACAAAAACUAUGCUCUGAAAGUCAACAAAUCUCAAUUUUUAAAAACUACCCCAAAUGUAUAAUCGUAGCAUCAAAACUAACACUAACAUACCACCUUCAUAAUGUUGAGAUUGUUUUCCAUUUAACGUUGACGCACUUUUAUUCUUUGUAUUGAUUUAUAUGUGUACAAACUAUUCUCGUUUUUCCUUUUUUAUAAUACUCAAUUAUAAAUGCCUCUUCUUUUAGUACAAAAACAACUAAUCCAUGAGAUGGAUUACCUUUCAAAAAUUAUCUUAAAACUAUCAGUUUUACUAAAAAUAAAAUAAAAAUAUAAACCACUAUAGUCAUCAGAACCCGUCUCCGAUCUCUUAAAAUUAAAUUACGAUUGACAACACAAGAUUAAAAAAGUACUACUGUAUCUUCCAAAAUGUUAUCUGAAAAUUCAAACAAUUUCGGCUAAUUUUAAUGGAUUUAAAGUUUAAACUGCAGAGACAAAGUUCUUGUUAAGCACUUUAAACACAUGACAAGAAAAAGGUUUGUUUUUAAUAUUAUCAAAUUUCCAUAUUCAACUUAUGUGCUCCUGAACACUGAACCGUUGAUAAAAUCCUAAAUGUGUAAACAUUAAUAUAUAUAAAGAUAAAUUGUAAAUAGGAAAAUGCAAGUAUUUCUUUAAAUGCCAUACCAUC
Molecule: messenger RNA, 3060 nt
Organism: Eurytemora carolleeae
Lineage: Eukaryota; Metazoa; Arthropoda; Copepoda; Calanoida; Temoridae
Exons: 3
Coding region: 267-2033 (588 amino acids)
Source: RefSeq, a predicted model, not a curated record